Messenger RNA from Leptopilina boulardi, 2753 nucleotides. RefSeq names its product solute carrier organic anion transporter family member 4A1 (gene Oatp26F). Gene Ontology annotation, cellular component: membrane. Bases 450 to 2594 code for a protein of 714 amino acids. The transcript is spliced from 14 exons. The record is from RefSeq and is a predicted model, not a curated record. Lineage: Eukaryota; Metazoa; Arthropoda; Insecta; Hymenoptera; Figitidae. Gene Ontology annotation, biological process: sodium-independent organic anion transport; transmembrane transport. Gene Ontology annotation, molecular function: protein binding.
AAGUCAGUUUUAUCGCGUUCUUCAUCUGAUCACUGAGCAUAAACUUAAACUUCUUUUUAUUAUAUCUAUACAUAUAUUUAAAAAUUGAAUUUAAAAGUUCAGUAAAAGUAAUAAAAUUGUUGUAGUAGAAAAAUAUAUUUAGUGUAAAAAUAUAGUGCCAUGUGAUAGAUUCAAUUAGUAGUAAAAAAUAUAAAAAAUGCAUCAAAACUCAAUAUUUUUAAAAGUUAUUUAAGAAAUUAUGUCAAAAUUAAAAGCAAGGAAAAUUCAAAAAAUAUUUCUUAAACAUGUGAAUUCAUUUGUUUAAAGUGAUACAUAAAUUACUUACAGGAUAUUACAGGAUAUUAUGUAUGCUUGGUUUUUUUCUCUGAAAAGGAUAAUGGUAUAACAUACAUAAUCGCAUAACAGAAUAAUAAUAUAACGGCACGAAGUAGAAUAAUUAUUAGUUAAUAAUGCAAGGCACUAACAAUCCAUGUUAUGAAAAUGAGGCUAGUAGAAUUAAUUCGUCUGGUGUUUCUGACUUAUCCGUCUUACCGGAUCAUUUCGUGGAUGGACCAAAGGAGCUGGAGAUCAAGUCUAAUGUGGAGGAUCACGAUUUAGAUUUUAAAAAACAUAAAUUAAAAUGUGGCUGGUUAUGGUUUCGACCGUAUUAUUUACAAAAAUAUCGAACUGCAAAAUGGGCACUUUUUUGGUUAUGCUGGGCUGGAGCAAUUCAAGGAUUGGUGGUCAAUGGAUUAAUAAAUGUUGUAAUUACAACAAUCGAAAGGAGAUUUGGUCUGAGUUCAUCUCAAACUGGUCUAAUCGCUGGAGGCUAUGAUAUUGCUAGUUUUUUUUUAUUAAUUCCAAUUAGUUAUUUAGGAGGGCGAACAAUAUCAUCAAAACCUAGAUACAUAGGAGUGGGUGUCCUAGUCUUAGGUUUAGGAGCUUUACUUUUUGCUUCUCCUCACUAUUUUGCUGGUCCUUAUCGAGGAGGACAUCAAAUAACAAACACGUGCCAUAGAGUAAACAAUUCUCAUUCGGUUUCCUGCAAUGAAUCACAAGAAGAUUUAGAGUUGGAACCUUCUAGUGGUGUGUACUUAUUAAUUUUUUUUGUUGCACAACUCUUACAUGGUGCAGGUGCAGUUCCAUUUUUUACACUUGGUGUCACAUAUUUGGAUGAAAAUGUCUCAAAAAAAAUGUCUUCCGUUUAUUUAGGUAUUUAUUAUACAAUGGCUGUGAUUGGACCAGCUUUAGGUUACGUUAUAGGUGGUGAACUAUUAAAACUUUAUACUGAUUUUUUAAUCGUUGAUGUUUCCACAAUCGGAUUGACUCCAUACAGUAAUGUAUGGGUUGGAGCAUGGUGGAUUGGAUUUUUAGCUUGCGCAAUCGUCUGCUUUGUAAUAGCGAUUCCACUUUUAGCCUUCCCGGCAGUUUUACCUGGUUCUGAAGAAUUAUCAAAAGAUAAAAUUUCCGAAGCUCAUGAGACGUCAAAGAAUUCAAUAAAUGCCAGCGAGGCUUUUUCAAAAAUUCAUGAUCUGACACGGGCAUUGCAAGAUUUAUUGAGGAAUCCCGCAUUUUUCAUGUUAAAUUUGGCAGGAGCCAGUGAAGGCUUUCUUAUAGCUGGAUUUGCGUCUUUUCUCCCUAAACUAAUAGAAAAUCAAUUUAGCGUUAAUGUCAGCACUGCCGCACUGCUUAUGGGAUUCGUAACUGUUCCUGCCGGUGGAGGUGGAACAUUUCUCGGAGGAUAUUUGAUAAAACGAUGGAAUCUUUCAUGUUUGGAAAUCUUAAAAUUUUGCAUAAUUUGCACUGCUGUUUGUCUAAUUUUUACAUUUGCUUUUGUUUUGAGUUGUCCCAAUUUGGAUUUUGCUGGACUCACAAUUCCCUAUAGCAAUCAAGUUAGAGAUAGUAUGACGUUAGAAAGUUCUUGCAAUACAGAUUGUGGAUGCAUUUCAUCUCAAUUUAAUCCCAUUUGCGGAAUUAAUGGGGUCACAUAUUUUUCACCCUGUUAUGCUGGAUGUAAUCAAGAAAUAGAAUUAAACGAUUUAAAGGUCUAUUCGGAGUGUAAAUGCAUUUCUUCGUCGUCAUUAAACAUGACAUCAGUAUUAAAUGAGAAAGUGAUGUCUUAUUCAGCAAUUAAUAUAAAAUGUAACACUUCCUGUUGGUACAUUUAUUUAUUUAUGGCCCUCUCUUUUUGCAAUAUGUUUUUGACCUUUCUUUGUACAAUGCCUGCAUUGUCGGGCACACUUCGAGUCGUGCGUGACGAGCAAAAAUCAUUUGCCCUUGGAAUACAAUUGCUCAAAGUACGAAUUUUGGGAACAAUUCCUGCACCAAUUAUUUUUGGAACUCUCAUUGACGAAGCUUGCAUACUUUGGCAGGAUACAACCGAGGGCAAAGGCGCAUGUCUUGUUUAUGAUAAUUUUUAUCUUAGUCGAUAUAUGUUUGCAUUAUCAUUUAUUGGGAAAGUGGCUUCUUUGGCAUUUUUUUUCUUUGCUUGGAAAUUUUAUAAACCGCCAAAUGAUGUAAAUGCUAAAAAUUGUCAAUAUCCUGUCGCCACAGUGAUUGUAAAUAAUAAUCAGUCAGGACAAAUGCAACUUAAUGAAGCUUCGGUACAUCAAUGAUAUUUAUUUCUACACUGAGAAAAAAAUUUUUUAUAUUAUAAAUAUGAUUUUUCAAUAAGAUGUUAAUUUUACUCCUAUAUAUGCUUAAUAACUUUAAAAAUAUUGUUGAAAAAUUCUCUAAACUUUGUAUAUAUUUAUUGAAUAAAAACGAAAAAAACA